ACUUUAAUUCCUGCUUAUAGCAGUCUUAUCGGCUGAGGAAACAGACACACACAACAUUGACUUGUGGGGGUCUUUAUGGAACACAGUUUGUGGCUGGACGAUGUACAAAAGAAGGGAUUACGUGGAGUUGUAUGAGAAAGACCAGGCCAAGUGGGCACUGGUGCGCAAUGUCAACACUGUGUUCAAACACAGCACCCUGCUACCGGGGGACUAUGUCUGGUUGGACCUCAAGACCGGCCGAGAGUUUGUUGUCCCCAUCGGUGCCGUGGUCAAGCUUUGCGACUCCGGCCAGAUCCAGGUCCUGGAUGACGAGGGAAAUGAGCACUGGAUCUCCCCUCAGAAUGCCACCAACAUCAAGCCCAUGCACCCCACCUCGAUCCACGGCGUCGAAGACAUGAUCCGGCUGGGGGACCUGAACGAAGCCGGCAUCCUCCGCAACCUGCUGAUCCGCUAUAGGGAGCACCUGAUCUAUACCUACACGGGUUCCAUCCUGGUGGCAGUGAACCCAUACCAGCUGCUGCCCAUCUACACAGCAGACCAGAUCCGCCUCUACACCAACAAGAAGAUCGGGGAGAUGCCACCCCACAUCUUUGCCAUCGCCGACAACUGCUACUUUAACAUGCAGCGAAACAACAAGGACCAGUGCUGUAUCAUCAGUGGGGAGUCUGGAGCGGGGAAGACUGAGAGCACUAAGCUGAUUCUGCAGUUUCUGGCAGCCAUCAGUGGGCAGCACUCCUGGAUCGAGCAGCAGGUGCUAGAGGCCAACCCCAUCCUGGAAGCUUUUGGUAAUGCCAAGACCAUCCGCAAUGACAAUUCCAGCCGUUUUGGAAAAUACAUUGAUAUUCAUUUCAACAAGAGGGGGGCUAUCGAGGGAGCCAAGAUUGAACAAUACCUUCUGGAGAAGUCUCGGGUGUGCAGACAGGCGCGGGAUGAGAGGAACUACCACAUCUUCUACUGCAUGCUGAAAGGCAUGACCCCAGACCAGAAGAAGAAGCUGGGCCUGGGGAAAGCCACUGACUACACCUACCUCACCAUAGGAAACUGCACAGUGUGUGACGGGCGGGACGAUAAGAAGGAGUACUCGAACAUCCGCUCGGCCAUGAAGGUGCUCAUGUUCACCGACACUGAGAACUGGGAGAUCUCCAAGCUCCUGGCUGCCAUCCUUCACAUGGGCAACCUGCGCUACGAAGCCCGUACAUAUGACAACCUGGAUGCAUGUGAGGUGGUGCGCUGUGUGGACCUGAGUACUGCCGCAAUGCUGCUGGAGGUUGACCCCAAAGACUUGAUGAACUGUCUGACCAGCCGAACCAUCAUCACACGAGGUGAGACAGUCUCAACCCCCCUCAGUAUGGAGCAGGCCCUGGAUGUGCGGGAUGCCUUCAUGAAGGGAAUCUAUGGUAGGCUUUUUGUGUGGAUAGUGGAAAAGAUCAAUGCUGCCAUCUACAAACCUCCAUCCAGUGAACCCAAGGCUGUUAGGAGAUCCAUCGGCUUGUUGGACAUCUUUGGAUUUGAAAACUUCACAAUCAACAGUUUUGAGCAGCUUUGCAUCAACUUCGCCAACGAAAACCUGCAGCAGUUCUUUGUGCGUCACGUGUUCAAGUUGGAGCAGGAGGAGUACAAUCUGGAGAACAUAAACUGGCAGCACAUCGAGUUCACUGACAACCAGGACGCUCUUGACAUGAUCGCCAUAAAGCCAAUGAACAUCAUCUCCCUCAUCGACGAGGAAAGCAAGUUCCCUAAGGGUACUGAUACCACCAUGCUGAAUAAGCUCAACUCCCAGCACAAACUCAACACCAACUACAUCCCACCCAAGAACACCUAUGAGACACAGUUUGGGAUACAGCACUUUGCUGGGGUGGUCUACUACGAGACAAGAGGCUUCCUGGAGAAGAACAGAGACACUCUGCACGGUGACAUCAUCCAGCUGGUCCACUCCUCCAAGAACAAAUUCAUCAAGCAAAUCUUCCAGGCUGAUGUUGCCAUGGGCGCGGAGACCAGGAAGCGCUCUCCCACGCUCAGCAGCCAGUUCAAACGCUCCCUGGAGCUGCUGAUGAGGACGCUCAGCGUGUGCCAGCCCUUCUUCGUCCGCUGCAUCAAACCCAACGAGUACAAGAAGCCCAUGCUGUUUGACAGGGAGCUGUGUGUCCGGCAGCUGCGGUACUCCGGCAUGAUGGAAACCAUUCGGAUCCGCCGGGCCGGAUACCCCAUACGCUACACAUUUGUGGAGUUUGUGGAUCGCUACCGAGUCCUCAUGCCCGGAGUCAAGCCAGCCUACAAGCAGGAGGACCUCAGGGGAACCUGCCAGCGCAUUGCUGAGGCCGUCCUGGGCAGAGACGAUGAUUGGCAGAUGGGAAAGACAAAAAUUUUCCUCAAGGACCAUCAUGACAUGCUGCUGGAGAUUGAGAGGGACAAGGCCAUCACGGACAAGGUCAUCCUCAUCCAGAAGGUGGUGCGGGGCUUCAAGGAUAGGUCCAAUUUCCUCAAGAUGAGAAAGUCAGCCAUGCUGAUCCAGAAGACUUGGAGAGGCUACCAAUGUCGGAAGAACUAUGGCGCAAUGCGGGCAGGCUUCUCGCGGCUGCAGGCGCUGUACCGGUCCCGUAAGCUGUACACCACGUACCACGUGGCCCGGCAGCGCAUCACGCACUUCCAGGCUCAGUGCCGCGGGUUCCUGGUGCGCCGGGCCUUCCGGCACCGCCUGUGGGCCGUCAUCACCAUCCAGGCCUACACCCGUGGCAUGAUCUCCAGGAGGCUUUACAAGAGACUCAAAGGCGAGUACCGGCGGCGCCUGGAGGCGGAGAAGAUGCGUCUGGCGGAGGAGCAGCGGCUGCGGAACCAGAUGAGCGCUAAGAAGGCGAAGGCGGAGGCGGAGAAGAUGCACCAGGAGCGUCUGGCGCAGCUGGCCCGCGAGGACGCCGAGCGCGAGAAGAAGGAGCGCGAGGAGGCGCGCCGGAAAAAGGAGAUGGUGGAGCAGAUGGAGAAGGCGCGGCACGAGCCCGUCAACGACUCCGACAUGGUGGACAAGAUGUUCGGCUUCCUGGGCACCACCAACUCCUUCCCCGGGCAGGAGGGCCAGGCACCAGCCGGGUUUGAGGAUCUGGAGCGUAAACAGAAGGAGCUGGAGGAGGAGGACUUGGAUGAGGCUCUUCCCCUCCCUGAAGAAGACGAGGAGGACCUCUCCGAGUACAAGUUCGCCAAGUUUGCUGCCACGUACUUCCAGGGCACCACCACGCACACCUACGUCCGCCGGCCACUCAAACAACCGCUGCUCUUCCAUGAGGAUGAGGGCGAUCAGCUGGCUGCCCUGGCUGUAUGGAUCACAGUGCUGAGGUUCAUGGGAGAUUUACCUGAGCCCAAGUACCACACAGCCAUCAGCGACGGCAGCGAGAAGAUCCCUGUCAUGACCAAGAUUUACGAGACUCUGGGAAAGAAGACCUACAAGAGGGAGCUGCAGGCCCUGCAGGGGGAGGGUGAGAGUGUACACAGUGACAGUCACAAGAAGAGCAGUGUGCGUCACAAGCUAGUGUCCCUCACUCUUAAGAAGAAGUCAAAGAUUACCGAGGAGGUCACCAAACGUCUUAAUGAUGGUGAGUGCACCAUGCAUGGGAACAGCAUGCUGGAGGACCGUCCCACCUCCAACCUGGAGAAGCUGCAUUUCAUCAUCGGCAAUGGAAUUCUCCGCCCCGCCCUCAGAGAUGAGAUCUACUGUCAGAUCUGUAAACAGCUCACUCAGAACCCGUCCAAGAGCAGCCACGCCCGUGGCUGGAUCCUCAUUUCACUUUGUGUAGGCUGCUUCGCCCCGUCCGAAAAGUUUGUCAAAUAUUUGAGGAACUUCAUUGGUGGUGGGCCCCCUGGUUACGCCCCUUACUGCGAGGAGCGUCUGAGGAGAACCUUCGUCAAUGGGACAAGGACACAGCCCCCAUCCUGGCUGGAGCUCCAGGCCACAAAAUCUAAGAAACCCAUCAUGUUGCCGGUGACCUUCAUGGACGGCACAACCAAGACCCUUCUGACGGACUCGGCCACCACGGCCAAGGAGCUGUGCAACGCGCUGGCCGACAAAAUCAGCCUGAGGGACCGCUUUGGCUUCUCCCUCUACAUCGCCCUCUUCGACAAGGUGUCCUCUCUGGGCAGCGGGAAUGACCAUGUGAUGGACGCGGUGUCGCAGUGCGAGCAGUAUGCCAAGGAGCAGGGGGCACAGGAGCGCAACGCCCCCUGGAGGCUGUUCUUCCGCAAGGAGAUUUUCACCCCCUGGCACAACCCCUCUGAUGACAACGUGGCCACCAACCUCAUCUACCAGCAGAUUGUGCGGGGGGUCAAGUUCGGGGAGUACCGCUGUGAUAGGGAGGAGGACCUGGCAGAGCUGGCCUCGCAGCAGUACUAUGUCGACUACGGAGCAGAGAUUCUGCUAGAACGUCUGCUCAGCCUCAUACCCUCCUACAUCCCCGACCGCGAAAUCAACUCCUCCAGGACCGUGGAGAAGUGGGCCCAGUUCAUCAUGGCUGCACACAAAAAGGGAAUCUACACACAGAAGAGGAUGGAACCACAGAAGGUUAAGGAGGAAGUAGUGGAUUUUGCUCGAUAUAAGUGGCCUUUGCUCUUUUCCCGGUUUUAUGAGGCCUUCAAGUUUUCAGGUCCCAGCUUGCCAAAGAAUGAUGUCAUUGUGGCUGUGAACUGGACGGGAGUUUACUUUGUGGAUGAACAGGAACAGGUCUUGCUGGAGCUCUCCUUCCCAGAGAUCAUGGCAGUGUCCAGCAGCAGAGGAGGCAAGCUGCAAGGACAGAGCUUCACUCUGGCCACUAUCAAGGGGGACGAGUACACCUUCACAUCCAACAAUGCUGAGGACAUCCGUGACCUGGUCGUCACCUUCCUGGAGGGGCUGAGGGGGAGGUCAAAGUUUGUUGUGGCCCUGCAGGACAACCCCAAUCCCACUGGGGAAGACUCCACCUUCCUGAGCUUUGCAAAGGGUGACCUCAUCCUCCUGGACCAGGAAACUGGGGAGCAGGUGAUGAAUUCAGGAUGGGCCCAUGGCAUCAAUGACAGGACCAAACAGAGGGGCGACUUCCCAGCCGACUGUGUCUAUGUGCUGCCCACAGUAACCAGACCCCUGCCUGACAUUGUAGCUUUGGUCACCAUGACACCAGACCAGCGGCAGGAGUCCAUCCGUGUGUCGCAGCUGGUCCUGACGGACAGUGAGGAAAGGGUUAAACCAUACACACUGGAGGAGUUUUCCUACGACUACUUCAGGCCCCCUCCAAAGCACACGCUGAGUAGGGUGAUGAUCACGAAGAACAGGGGGAAGGACAAGCUGUGGUCCUGCACCAGAGAGCCCAUCAAGCAGCCGCUGCUGAAGAAGGUGCUGAACCAUGAGGAGCUUUCCCAAGAGGGCUGCAUGUCCUUCAUUGCUAUAAUGAAGUACAUGGGUGAUUACCCAUCCAAGCGAACGCGCACUGUCAACGAGCUCACUGACCAGAUAUUUGAAGGGGCCUUGAAGGCGGAACCUCUGAAAGAUGAGAUCUUCUGCCAAAUCCUCAAGCAGCUCACUGACAACCACAUCAAGUAUAGUGAGGAGAAGGGCUGGGAGUUGCUGUGGCUCUGUACAGGCCUCUUUCCCCCGAGCAAUGUGCUUCUGCCCCAUGUCCAGAGGUUCUUGCAGUCCAAGAAACACCACCCCCUCGCCCCUGACUGCAUGCAACGGCUGCAGAAGGCCCUGAGAAACGGCUCCAGGAAGUAUCCCCCACACCUGGUGGAGGUGGAGGCCAUUCAACACAAAACCACGCAAAUCUUUCACAAAGUGUACUUCCCUGAUGACACGGACGAGGCUUUUGAAGUGGAGUCUAGCACAAAAGCCAAGGACUUCUGCCUGAACAUCUCUGAGAGACUGCUCCUUAAGUCCCCAGAUGGAUUCAGCUUGUUUGUGAAGAUUUCUGACAAGGUGAUUAGUGUACCAGAGGGAGACUUCUUCUUUGACUUUGUCAGGCACCUGACUGAUUGGAUCAAGAAAGCCAGACCUGCAAAAGAUGGUAUAGUGCCUUCAUUAACGUACCAGGUGUUCUUCAUGAAAAAGCUGUGGACUAACACUGUACCGGGGAAGGAUUCUUUUGCUGACUCCAUAUUCCAUUACUACCAGGAACUGCCCAAGUACCUGCGUGGCUACCACAAGUGCUCCCGUGAGGAGGUCUUCCAGCUGGGGGCCCUUAUUUACCGUGUCAAGUUUGAGGACGACAAGUCCCACUUUCCCACCAUUCCCAAGAUGCUGAAGGAGCUCGUGCCCCAGGACCUGAUCCGCCAGCUCUCGCCCGAUGACUGGAAACGGUCUGUCGUGGCCUACUUCAACAAGCAGGCAGGGAAGUCUAGAGAGGAGGCCAAGUUAAUGUUCUUAAAAAUCAUUUUCAAAUGGGCAACAUUUGGAUCUGCCUUUUUUGAAGUAAAGCAAACCACAGAGCCAAACUUCCCGGAGAUUCUGCUUAUAGCCAUCAACAAGCAUGGUGUUAGUUUGAUUGACCCAAAGAACAAGGACAUCUUAACAACACAUCCCUUCACGAAGAUUUCCAACUGGAGCAGCGGCAACACCUACUUUCACAUCACCAUCGGAAACCUGGUGCGCGGCAGCAAGUUGUUGUGCGAGACUUCACUGGGCUACAAGAUGGAUGACCUUUUGACCUCCUACAUCAGUCAGAUGUUGACCACCAUGAGCAAGCAGCGCAGCUCUCGAGGAAUCAGCAAGUGAACUGAUUACUGGCGAGAGGCGGCAGAGCUGGUCCGCUUGCUCCGCCCCAUGGGCCAGCCCUGCAGCUGGGGGCGGAGCUUCUCCACCCACCUGUGGAGGAUGAGCCGCAGCCCCUCCACCAGCUCCGCCGAGCUUGAUGUCGAUGAGCCCUCCCUCUCAUCCCCCUCGAGUGAGGAUGACUACCUCUGAGCCCCAUCUGGCACUCUCUAACUCAGCCACCUGACCCAACCCCCUCCCAUUACACUGAGCAGCCAGCCAGGACCCCCCCAGGACAGGACUAGGAUGCUUUCAUCAGCCACAGUGACAAUUCCAUACAUGCAGCCAUGUAAGUGCUUUCUCACACCUCCCACACACAUUUAUGUCCACAUAGACUCAACUGUUGUAUCUAAUUUAAGAAUGGUACUUGAAACAUUUUCAAGGGCUUAAGACUGCAGAGGCUUGUCCUUGGGCAGUUACUUUUCAGGGUCACAUGAGUACUGGCCAACAUGGAUGUUAAAUCUUGUCACUGUGUGAUUAGCUACUCUAAAUAUAGAUAUUUACCGGAUAUUUAGAAAUACAGUAAAAGCAUUAAUAUAUUGUGUAAUGAUGGCUUUGUCACAUGGGUUUACAAUAUUGUAACUGAAUGGGUUUUGUUAUUAUUGUAUUUGAUAUCCUUUAUGGUUUUCCAUUUCUUGUUUUUGAAGGCCUUAAGGUGAUACUUUUUCCCAUUUGUGUAACUGAGUUCACUGUUUAUAUAUUUUAUGUUUAGAUACUAAGAAAUUCUCUGACACAUUCACUUGGAGAACAGCUUGCUGAAGCAUUGUGUAUGUGUCCUGCAGUUAUUUCACUGUGCUGUUCAUCUUUGAGCGAAGGACAAAAAUCCCAAACAAUUUUGGUGCUGUUAGAAAAACUAGGAAAAAAAGAAAUAGUACAAAAAGAAAUAGAAAUAAAUGUGGAGUCUCUGAAACGCCGUUACUUACAGCCUUAUGAAAUGUCUGUCUGGGUCAUAGUGGCCAGGAGGGAUGCAUUGUUAGCAUUGGGAAUAAACUGGCCUGAAACAGCAAAGUAUAAGAUUGUCAUAGUUAUUGCACUCACUGGACGCUGAGCGCAAGUCAGAUUUUUUCCCCCAGUCAUCCUGUAGUUGUCCUAUUGCAGAAGUACAGUUACACCUUGUCUUAAAUUCACUCAUGGCCUUUGUAUCCUUUGACUGCAAACAUGUAAAAUGAUAAACGUAUGUUCUUUCUGAGGAAGAGGAAGAAAUCGGUCUUCUUUAAAAAUUAAACCUUAUCGCAUAGCACAGAACACCUAAUUUAUGGUAGGAUCCAACAAAAGAUGGCUGGAGUUUCAUCUUCGCCCAGCAUGAAAUGUUGACCAAUUUUUUGUUAAAGAUCGAAGUCGCAACGACAUGCAUCCAUCUCAAGUGAGAUAUCACACUGCAGAACCUCUUGCUGCACACUGACCAAAGAGGUACUGGAGUAUUGUGUCCUUGUAAAUUCUGGCAUGUAUGCUAUUUCAUUAACACAACUUACUGUAAGUAGGGGCAGUCUUUAUCCUGCUAGUUUAACCUGAACAAGUACAAAAUUUCAGUAUUCAAAUAUUACUGAAACGGGGAUGGUCCUAAAGCAUGUGAAAAGUAAUGGUUUCAGAUGUGUGUCCCAUAGGUUGUGUGUCUAGUUUACUCUAGUAAACAAAACAGUUCAUAUAUAUUUAAUGCAGGCAGUAUCUAUGUUGUAAUACUGUUUUAAUUCUGAAUGCACAUAAAAAAGUAUUUUGUAUUUGAAGUGUUCACAGCUGAGAGAAUGGUUACCUCUGUAUGCAGAUCAUGAAGUUUUCCCUUAUGAAAGGAAAACCGCUGUUUUAUAAAACUGAACAAAUAAAAUUGUCUUUAAAUCUGC
Messenger RNA from Anguilla rostrata (American eel), 8598 nucleotides. It is a transcript of the gene myo7aa, whose product is annotated as myosin VIIAa. The transcript has 47 exons. Gene Ontology annotation, molecular function: cytoskeletal motor activity; ATP binding; protein binding. The record is from RefSeq and is a predicted model, not a curated record. Gene Ontology annotation, cellular component: myosin complex; cytoskeleton. The coding region runs from base 101 to 6724 and encodes 2207 amino acids. NCBI's taxonomy places the organism in Eukaryota, Metazoa, Chordata, Actinopteri, Anguilliformes, Anguillidae.